Molecule: messenger RNA, 1836 nt
Organism: Closterium sp. NIES-65
Lineage: Eukaryota; Viridiplantae; Streptophyta; Zygnematophyceae; Desmidiales; Closteriaceae
Source: the annotation of a GenBank genome assembly
AUGCACGAUUUCGUCAACCCAAAAGUCAUCACUUGGUUAUGCCGGGGUGGGGCAAGUACGGGGGUGCUUCUCCCUCUGCAUGCACCCUUUCAGCUGUUCCACCCAUGCAGUAGAGCCGGCAUGAGCGUAGUGAUAAGAGAUCGCAGUCAGCUCACAAGUCAUCAUUUGGUUAUGCCGGGGUGGGGCGUGCCGCAUGUGGCAGUGGUGCUUCUUCUGCUUGUCCCCUUGUUCUCCCUCUGUCAGUUGCACCCCGAACCCCACCUCCAAUCUCUUCAUCCUUCACCCCCCCUCCCUCCUGUCAAUUCAUCAUUCACCGCCUUGCCUCCUGUCCCUCUGUUCACGAUCCUCCUCUCUCCAUGUUUCACCUCCAUCCCUCACCACCCCCUCUCCCCUCUCUCCAUCUUUAACCACCCCACUGGUUCUAUCUCAUCCUUCACCACACCUGCUCCUCUCCCUCCAUUCUCCACCACUCUUCCUCCUUCCACACCACUCACAGCUACCGCUCUUCCUCUCCUUCAACCAUCCUCAACCGUCCUCCAUCCCUCCGCACCACUCAUCACCACCUCUUUUUUAAACACACGAGGAGCUACAGAGGAACGAUUCAGACAAUCCUUCCGAAUCUGUGCUCAUGCUGCUGCUUCAGGAGUUCUCGCUGCUGCUUCAGGUGCAGCUCUUGCUGCAUCAGGUGCUCUUCCUGUUGCUUCAGGUGCUCGCCCCUCUGCCUCAGGUGUUUCCUCAGCUUGCAUCGGCGACCUCUCCUCCCAACAAUCAGAUGCACCUUCGUGGCCAGCAACCCCCCCCGCUCCUUUCCCUCCCCCAAUCAUGUUGCCCUCCCCUUGCGCCUGCACCACUGCCCUACCCACCUUGGCAACAAGGGAAUGGGCAGGGCGGGAAUGCUGCAUCACCGCUGCCUCCCCAACACUGCCCUCCCCCCUGGGUGGAAGCAAUGGUGUUGCUCCUUCUUCUAUCCCCACUCCGUCUCCAACCGUGCCGAACCCCUCUUCAAGCUGCAUCACCACUGCCUCCCCAACGCUGCCCUUUCUCCAGGAUUCUCUUUCCUCUUCCCCCCUCCCUUCUCCAACUGCAACGCUCUCUUCCUCGAGCGGGAUCACAGCCCUUUCCACGCUGCUCUCCCCCACGCGGCUCUCUGCCCUUGCCACGUUUUCCCUGCUUCUGAGACUGGGUCCUUGGACUUUUCUCCGUCCCCCUCCCUCCUUCACCACUGCUGACCUCCCCUUGAAGCUGGACCUCUGCACUUUCCAUGCUGCCCUCCUUUUCACCCCCACGGCCCUCCUCCUGCGGCUGGCCCAGUGGCCUUCCCAAGCUGCCAUGCCUGCAAGGAAGGCGAUGGGUCAAUCCUGCCUCUUCAUUCCUCUCCUCCCCUCUCCUUCCUCUCUCUUCGUCAUCCCUCGCCUCUUCAUACCUCUCCUCCCCUCUCCUUCCUCUCUCUUCGUCAUCCCUCGCCUCUUCAUUCCUCUCCCCCACGGUCCUUCCCUCUUCACCCAUCUCCUCACCAUUCCUUUUCUCUCCUUCCCUCUCCUCCCCUCUCUCUCCCUCCCCUUCCCCCCUCUCCUUCCCCCCUUCUACCGCCUCUCUCACAGGAUGACGCCUCCCCACCACUCCCCUAUUCGCUCUCUUUCCCUUCUUUCCCCACUUCUUCUGCUCAAUGCUUACCCCGCCCACACUCCCCACCCCCUCACGCGAAACACCAACCACCCACCCCCUAGUCCCCCAUUCCCCGGCGUGCUCUGUCCUCACAUGGAACGCCAGGGCGUCUCGGUACUUGAAGGCUCGGAGACAGUGGGGAUGGUGAGGGCACGGGAGCUGGUGGAUUGA